UGGCGAGCGGCCGGCUGGACGGCGCCAUGCGGAGGAGCCCCACGGCCGGGUCCGUGUGGGAGGCCGACACGUUGUCGUCCAAUAACCUCGAGGCCCGAGGACGUCACGAGCAGCCGGAUCCAAAGGAGAGCCGAGACUCCGAGGACCCGGGAGAAUACUGCUAUGGCGGGUACCACCCGGUCCAGAUCGGCGACACCUUCAACAGGAGAUACCAGGUGCUCUCCAAGCUCGGCUGGGGCUCUUACGCCACCGUGUGGCUGUGUGUGGACCUCAGGUGGCCAAUAGCUGACAUGUACACGUCCUCAAAUGCUUGCUGGUCAGACAUGUGCCUGGUUCUGGAGCUCCUGGGGCCCGACCUGAGGAGCUGGCAGCUGUGUUUUGGGAGUCCCGGACUGUCACGGUCUUCAGUCAAACAAAUACUCACUCAGGUUCUUCAGGGCCUGGACUACCUCCACACUCGUUGUAAAAUCAUCCACACGGACAUCAAGCCCGAGAACAUCCUGCUGCGUCUGGAGGAGCAGUCUCACAAAGGACCAGCAGGGGGCAGCAGCUCCUCCUCUGUACUGACUGGGAAAGAGGCCAAGACAACAGAGAAACAGCAGGUGAAGCCGCACAGUUUAAAGGAAAUCAAAGUGAAGAUUGCUGACCUGGGCAGCUCCUGCUGGGUGUACAAACAUUUCUGUGAGGAGAUUCAGACCCGUCAGUAUCGCUCACUGGAGGUUUUAUUGGGAUCCGAGUACGGUCCUCCUGCUGACAUCUGGAGCGUCGCCUGCAUGGCCUUCGAGUUGGCCUCUGGAGAAUCGCUGUUUGAACCCAAAGCCAGCGAGUCCAUUUCCCUGGCGGAAGACCACGUAGCCCAGAUCCUGGAGCUGCUCGGUCAAAUCCCACCAGCUGUUGCCUUGUCGGGUAAAUACUCUGCAGAAUACUUCAACCGCAGAGGCGACCUGCAUCACUUCGGCCCGCUCAGGCUCUGGAGCCUCUUCGACGUCCUGGUGGAGAAAUAACACCUGCCGUUGGAGGAGGCCACCGGAUUCUCAGACUUCCUCCUUCGAAUGUUGGACUACCAUCCGAAGAGGAGGGCCACCGCGGCACAGUGCCUCCGCCACCCUUGGCUGACCUCCUGAUCGCCUCCCAACGGACCCCACAGGGCGGCGUCCCCCCCAUCUGCCGUCGUCUCGCAGCUCGGCCGGGCUGACUUGUGAACGAGCACCGGCCACAAACUCAAUCUGUGAGACGUCAAACAAUGCUUCGGGUAUCUUUGAGGUCUUCAGACCUUCUAGAGGAAACCAAAGAGCUACUCACUUUAAUUUGUGAAUUCCUGUAGAAUCUGGUGUUUUACCAAUGCAGCACUUGAUGAAGAGUAGGAUGCUCUUCCCCACUGGAGCCCCAUUGUGCACUUUAUACUGCUGAGGCAGUGUAUUUUAAAUUUUAAUUGUGUACAUCUUCUCUAGUGUAAGUCCUGUAUGUCUGGAGCUACUUGUAGGACUCAAAGGUCUGGCUGAGGGAUCGUUCCUCGUCUCAGUGUGAUGAAUAUUAUGCUUUUUUUAAAAAAGCAUACAUUUCAUGAUCAUUCAUAUUAAUAAUACUUGAGAACUAGGGCUGGUAAUCUUGAGAAAACUACGCUGGAUGUAUAUAAAAUACUCCGGACAGCCCAGUCCCAGUCAGCAGCCCGUCCCCUUCAGGCCUGCCUCAAAAACCAGUCCCCCAAAUAAUGAAAGCAAACAAUGAACAUGGUUAUUGUUAGUCCUCACAGCGGUCAGACGAGCAUGGAUGGAAAGGCAGGGAGCCUUAUGUCCAAUACAAGCAGCAGACACCUGAUUA
Pseudoliparis swirei is the source of this 1821-nucleotide messenger RNA. Its product is annotated as SRSF protein kinase 3. The record is from RefSeq and is a predicted model, not a curated record. The transcript is spliced from 10 exons. Gene Ontology annotation, biological process: spliceosomal complex assembly; regulation of mRNA processing; protein phosphorylation. NCBI's taxonomy places the organism in Eukaryota, Metazoa, Chordata, Actinopteri, Perciformes, Liparidae. Gene Ontology annotation, molecular function: ATP binding; protein kinase activity.